AUGUCUCUCGCGUCAAUGCCAAAUUCAGAUCAUAGUUCCGCUGUGUCAGAGUGCCGUGCACUCUACGAGCAAAUAUGGAACACACCUUCGCCGACUUUAGAAUUGGCGCAGUCUACACUAAUGAAGCCUGCACCAUUGUCGUUGACUCUCGAGGAGAGAACGCAGCUCACAUACCAAAGAGCGAGGGCCUUGGCCCAUGCCCACAACUUGUCAUUGAAGGAUGUAGUCGAAAUGACUCCAGCCUUCUGGAAACUUCAUAUGGACAUGCUCACCAUUAUGGACGGCGGCGCCAUCAACCUCGUCAGCGUUCAGUAUAAUCUUUUUGUCGGCACAGUUGCACCUUUUGUUGCCACACAUCCGGAAUUGCCAUCCAUUAUCCAGAAGGCAUUGAGGGUUGAUAUCUCAUCACAAUUCAUGCUUACUGAGCUCGGACACGGUUUGGAUGCUCGCAAUCUUGAAACAACGGCGACACUUCUGCCCAAUGGCGGAUUUGAAUUACACACACCGACUCCGAACGCUGCCAAAUGCAUGCCACCUAAUACUCCACGCAACGGCCUCCCGACCAUUGCAGUGGUAAUUGCCCGUCUCAUAGUGGAAGGAGAGGACCGCGGAGUCCGGCCGUUCCUAGUUCCCAUGUCCGAUGGUACCAAGAUGUGCACAGGAAUCACCUCAAAAGCCUUCCCACCUCGCCCGGGCGCGAAUCCAAUCGACCAUGCCCUAACUUACUUCAACCACGUACAACUCCCGCCCUCGGCCCUACUCGGCAGCCUGGAAAAGCCACGCGACGAACGUGACAACUUCCUGUCCACUAUCCACCGCAUGGGCGCCGGAACUCUCUUCCUAGCCGGCGCAUGCAUCCCCCUCAUUAAGAUGGGCGUGUACAACGCCAGCAAAUUCAGUUUCCGGCGCCACAUCCUCGGACCUGACGGCAAGCCGAUGCCCGUGAUCAACUUCCGGACGCAGCAUCUUCCCAUCUUACACGCUCUGGCGCGCGCUCAUGCUCUACAGGCGUUUUUGAUUUACGCCGGCAGGGAAUAUUGCAUUGAGGCUGAUUCGCGCGUCCGACAUAUCUUUGCUACGACCUUCAAGGCGGUUACGAUUCAUCACUUUAAAGCCAGUCUCACCUCUAUGAAUGAGGGCUGUGGCUGGCAGGGGUAUUAUGAUCGCAAUCAGAUCCUUGCCGCUAGUCUGGAGUUCAACGCAGUGGCAACCGCAGAAGGCGACGUUCGAGUCUUGGCUAUCCGUCUCGCCAGUGAGCUCCUCAUCGGCCGCUAUGAGGUCCCGCCACCAAAGAAUCCCAACUGCGCCCUCGCACGUCACGAAGCAGGUCUCUUCGCCGAAGCACGCGAAAUUAUGAAGAGCUUCGGCAGCAAACACCGCAGCGAAGCCUUCAACCGGGCUAUUCUCCCCCUCUGUCUCCCGCUAGUCCUCGCCAUCGGUUACCGUAUGGCAUUCGAGGCCUCUAUAGAUGUUGGCAUCGACCCCAAGCUGCGCGCCCUCUACGAAGCUGGAAUCCUCAAGGAAGACGCUGGCUGGUUCGCUGAGAAGGGCGGAAUUAGCCGUGAAACGCAGCGCAAAAUGGAGGCGCAGGCCGCCGAUGCGGUUCUGCCGGAAUUGGAGCGGUUUGUCGAGGAAACUGGAGUCGAACCGUACUGCACUGCGCCUAUGACCUCGCAAGCUUUGUGGGAUGGGUAUCUUGGGGAGUUGGAGACGUUCUCUGGGGAUGCGGUGUGGAAGUUUGAAGAGACCAAGGCACGGCUUUAA
Molecule: messenger RNA, 1764 nt
Organism: Penicillium cataractarum
Lineage: Eukaryota; Fungi; Ascomycota; Eurotiomycetes; Eurotiales; Aspergillaceae
Product: putative acyl-CoA oxidase
Exons: 7
Coding region: 1-1764 (587 amino acids)
Biological process (GO): lipid homeostasis; fatty acid beta-oxidation using acyl-CoA oxidase
Cellular component (GO): peroxisome
Molecular function (GO): fatty acid binding; FAD binding; acyl-CoA oxidase activity
Source: RefSeq, a predicted model, not a curated record